CUCUGCCGCCGUCUCUCUACCGCCGACGAUUCCCAUUGUUCAUUCGAUCUCUCUGUGUGUUCCCUCCGUUCGUCUUCAUCUUGUUCCUGAAUUUUCAAUCCUUCACUCAUGUCUCCGGGCAGAAAUUGGAGACCAUUCUUGCUGCCGAACAGAUUUAGGAUCUUCUGGAUGUUGAUUUGAAGCCCUACGAUCCGAUCAAUCAACACAUUUUGCCAUUUCAAGGGGCUGCGAUAAGUUGAGUCGCUUUUGAAACUAAACCGGAAGAUGGCCUACGAACUGACUGAGCAGCAAAGAAUUGGAUUGGGUCUAAUUGGAUUUGGGAUCUUUUUUACAUUUCUCGAUGUGAUCCUGUUCUUUGACAGAGGGUUACUCGCCCUUGGAAAUAUUCUGUGGUUGACAGGGGUAGCUGUUUUGCUGGGCUGGUAUUCCACAUGGAAGCUCUUUACCAACAGAGAAAACUAUAAGGGCUCUGUGUCAUUUCUUUUGGGACUGUUCUUCCUUUUUGUCCGUUGGCCAGUUGUCGGUAUAGUCUUGGAAAUUUAUGGGUGCUUUGCUCUGUUCGGAGGCUUUUGGCCAUCGGUCAAGGUUGUCCUUUAUCAAAUACCAGUCAUUGGAUGGAUUAUACAAUAUCCAGUUCUGAUCUUUAAUCGUCUGACGAGUGGGUAGAGGGUGGAAGGUUCAGUUUGGUAACUGGCUUUAUUGCUUACCAAAUUCGGACUGGGAUGAAAUGCAUGCAAAGAUUUCACGUUGGACAAAACGAAGUUGCAACAGAACAGUCGUUCCCAGUACAUCAGCGAACGACCCGACUUGGCUGGCGACUCUUUUAAAAGGUUUCCACUCAUUCGUGUAAGUAUAAUGUCAUUUCUGGUACGUGUACUAUACUAUUUUAACAAGCACCAUUUUAACAAACACGUCUUUAUACUUCGACUUCUAAUAAAUUCAUCUUGACCAUUUACUCAUCUUCAGUCCUUUCUCUGGAAAAUUUGGUUCGAAUCCGCUACAUAUGAGAUCUCGUACUUGAUAAGUAUGUCAUUGAUGAUUCACAUGAUAUGUAUGCUGGAAAUUCAUGUCUCGUCUCAAAAUCCGACCCUCAUGCGUUAGAUCUACUCUCGUAACAUUCGUCUUUCGAGUAUAACCGGUUAGGGAUCGAUUAACACGACUUUUCAUUAAGCAUACGUGACAUGUGAGUCAUCAAUGAGAUAAGAGAGUCAUGCAUGGUAGGAUAUUGAUGUUUGGAGCCUUUUAACUGUUGUUGAGAAGGCAGUUCAGGGUGAAACGGCCAGGAUCUUCUUCUUGUUUGAAGAUUUUAACAGAGUUUAGCUAUACUAAUAGACCGAAAUCGUCACUAAUCCUAUACUCAGAAUCUUAGGAACAUGUGAUGAUCAGAACUAAAAAAAAAAGUUCAGCAACAUGUUGAUUAUCAAAAAGGGUUGUGUGAGAUCUUGGGGAAAAGGACAUGACCUUUGUUCCUAUACCAUAUUGUCAGUACCAAAGAUUCAGCUUUUCUUAUGUUCUUAGAAAAGCCUGUGACUAUAGAGCCAAGGUCCCUACUUCACUAUUUUGUGUAUUUCCAAACACAGUCAUCAAAAACAGAACUUUUGGAGACAACAUGAUCCAUCAAACCAACACAAACCCUAAUUCUGUUUCAAAUUUUUUUGGAAGAUGAGGUUUGGAUAGAGUGAAGGUAGAGAAGAAGCCAGUGAGGUAUGGUGAUAUCAUCAUCUGCAAGAAUUCAAUUGGAUUGGCUUGAAUUGAAGAGGAUCCUACCACUGCUGCUGUAUAGUUUAGCUGCAGGGGGCAUUCAUAGAUUGGAAGUAACGCCCAGCCCACACCAUUUAUUAUUUCCACAGCAGCAGACCAGUAUGUUGGGAUCUGUGUGUGUUAGCUAGCUCUCCUUCAAUUCUCCUACCUUAGUAGCUAGCUUACUAAUGGAGGGUAAACUCGUAUUUGAAUUCAUAUAUAAUCUAAUUAAAAAGGUUUUAUUUUCGUGACUAAGGAAAUCCGCUACAAGACUGUCGUCAAUCACAGAAAGCACGAGUGAGACGCGAGUAUUUUCAGUCUUGGAACGGAAGCAUAUGAGAUACGACGAGUGACUCGCUUCCUCGAUAAUGGUUAAGUAAUAAAAUCAUAUCGUGGAU
This is a messenger RNA of Linum trigynum, 2138 nucleotides long. Lineage: Eukaryota; Viridiplantae; Streptophyta; Magnoliopsida; Malpighiales; Linaceae. The record is from the annotation of a GenBank genome assembly.